Messenger RNA from Platichthys flesus (European flounder), 5249 nucleotides. RefSeq names its product rho GTPase-activating protein 30 (gene arhgap30). The record is from RefSeq and is a predicted model, not a curated record. Lineage: Eukaryota; Metazoa; Chordata; Actinopteri; Pleuronectiformes; Pleuronectidae. Gene Ontology annotation, biological process: small GTPase-mediated signal transduction. The transcript has 14 exons. Gene Ontology annotation, molecular function: GTPase activator activity. The coding region runs from base 331 to 4479 and encodes 1382 amino acids.
GAGAGAAGGAGACACACUCAGGAAGUUACCAGGGGAAGUUUAGUGGUUUCUUGCGUCAUCAUUAUAUGCUGCUUCUUGUGCCGAUGCAGAGUGAAGAGAGGACGACAAAUGAAAGUAUGUCCUAACACAACGACUCCAACGCAACGCCGCUCACAGAGGAAGCUGCCGACAACAUGCACUGAAGUGGAGGAAGCAGCAGCUCGGUCGGAUCCCUGAGAUGUGCUCCACCUCGGCACUGCCACGUUAACCAGAGCCGGUGGAGUCGGUGUGACGGGUGACAAGCAGAGCGGCUCGGUCUGGAUGUGAGGAGAACACUGCCGACAGGAAGAGAUGCGAAGGGUUCGGAGAAGAGGAGGGAACAAAGAGAAGGUGUUUGGAUGUGAUCUGCUCGAGCACCUGAACGCCUCCUCUCAGGAGAUUCCUCAGGUCUUACGUAUCUGCAGUGAGUUCGUGGAGCAUCAUGGCAUCGUGGAUGGAAUCUACAGGUUGUCUGGAGUGUCGUCCAACAUCCAGAAACUCAGGGGGGAGUUUGAGAGUGACGGGAACCCAGACCUGAACAAGGAUGUGUAUCUGCAGGACAUCCACUGUAUCAGCUCUCUGUGCAAAGCUUAUUUCAGGGAGCUGCCGAACCCUCUGCUCACGUACCAGCUGUACGACAAGUUCGCUGAGGCUGUUGCCAUCCAGUUGGAGGAGGACAGGCUGGUGAAGAUAGGAGAUGUGCUGAAGGAACUUCCACCACAACAUUACAGGACUCUGGAGUUCCUGAUGCGGCACCUCGUCAAAAUGGCUUCAUAUUCCUCAGAGACCAACAUGCACUCCAGGAACCUCGCCAUCGUCUGGGCCCCCAAUCUGCUCAGGUCAAAGGACAUCGAGUCGACUGGGUUUAACGGCACGGCAGCCUUCAUGGAGGUCAGGGUUCAGUCCAUCGUCGUGGAGUUCAUCCUCAAUCACGUUCCUCAGCUGUUUCCUGAAGAAGGUGAUUCGGAUGAGAGAAGGAAGUCCCUCCCCUCUCCAUCAACAGCGUCCAAUCCGGAUGAGCUGUUUCUGAAGUCUGUUCCCACUCGGCUUGUCCACAGCUACGGGAACAUCAGCCCAGGAGACGGCCCACAACCCAUGAGACCCUACCAUGCAAUCAUAGAGGGAACAGACAAGAGGAAAGGAUCUCUGAAGGGCAGGAAGUGGAUGUCCAUCUUCAACAUCGGAGGACGAUUCCAGGACACACGGAGACGAAACAAACACUCGGCUAAAGAGAAAGACAGACCUGCCAUGAGACCAGCAAGAAGCAUGGACUCCCUCAGUAUCCAGUCAUAUGUAAAUGAAGGUUCCAAACAUCCUCCCCAGCCCCCUCCCUCCACCAACAUGUCUCCCCUCGUCACCUCCUCCCCACAGCCGGGCUCAGAGGCCGCGGCACCUCCUGGUGGAAUGGGGGGCAGUGAAUACGCUGUGACGUACCGCAGAGGAACCGGGUGCGUGAGCGGGGGGACCCAGGGCACCUACACUGCUCUCGACCCUGAGGGCUUAGGGGUCACUGGCAGUGAGGGUCUCCAGUCCAGAUCCCCGGGUCUCUCGACCAAGGCAGGUCGAAGAGCGGCCAUGCACAUCACAGGGCCCACCAUGGUUACUGUGCCACUACACAUCACCUCCAACCUGGCAUUGGGGGUGCUGCAAGGGCGCGGGAGCGACCGGGUCAUCCAUCGUGGCAGGGAUAAGGAUGGAGGGGACAAGGUGGAAGGAAAGGAGGGAGAAGGAAAAGGGGAGAGGAAGAAAAUCAAGAGGACGGAAAUGAAGGUGGAGGGAGUCAGGAAGGUUAGAAAGGAGCAGACAGACGGGGGAGGAGUUGCGGACGUGGAGGUGAAAACAGUGGUGGAAGGUGGUGUUGGCGAGGAGGAGAGUGAGGGAGCAAAGGCCGAGAAGGAGGAAGAGGAGAGAAAAGGAUGUAGAGGGGAGUCGGAGCUGGUGAUGGUAGGUCGAAGUGUUUCCAGAGAGCGAGUCAACGCCAACACAGACGAUGAAGAUGCAUCAAGAAACGACCAACAGGACGACAGGAGCAGUGACUACGAGGAUAUGAAAGAUAUGGAACUGGCUGAUCCUCAUCCAGAGGUGACCGAGCCGGAAUAUGUUAGUUUGCGCGAAGCGUCCGACAUCUUGAACUCGACCGAGGCGGAGGGAGACGACCAGGGGAUGUCUGGCUACGUUCAGGAUAACUUUGAAUUCCUGGACCACAUGGACUGCUGCCCCAUGGACCACAUGGACAGCAGCAACUCAUAUCAGGUGCACGAGUUCUCCGUCGAGCCUCCUUGUGACUCAGACGACGAGUAUGAGGUCAUGGUUCAAGCUCCGCCUCCCCCGGAUCCUGCAGUGCAACAUGUGCACCUGCAGCCGGGCCCUGAAACACGCACCCGGAGUCAAACCGAGUUCAAACCUCACAGGCCGCUGAGCCUCGACCUGCACCUGCGACACACUAAAUCCCUCAGCCUGCCUUAUAUGACCUCACCUAUCGACGGGCCGGACGAGUCCUGCUCUGAAGAGGAGGAGGAGGAGGAGGAAGACCACAGUGAGGAGGAGGAUUACAGCAGUGACGAGGAUGGAUGCAUGUUCGCUAAAAGCCUCCCCGCUGAUUUCCUUUUAAAAAAUCUGAGCGGGUAUGAACUGGACACUGAUAACGCCAGUAGACUUCCUGUUGACCAAUCACCAAGCUCUGAUGAUUCUGAGGCGUCACACCCUAAAGAACCGACCCCCGGAGACCAGGAGCGAGAAGAAGAGAUGGAUGAAGAGGAGGGAGAAGGAAAACAGAUAGUGAAGAGCGAAGAAGUAGAGGAAGAUCAUCAACAAGAAGAUCAACCAGAAAAACAAAGUUUGGCAGCAGAAGAAGAUCCCGACAUCACGGAGGAAGUUCAAAGUGACAAAGAAAAGCUGUGUGAUUCCGAACCCUCAACAUCCAGCUGUGAGAAGACAGAGAAACUCAUCACUAUCAAGGCUGAGGAGGAGGAGGAGGAGGAGGAGAAGGAGGAGGAAGAGGAGCAGGAAGAGGAGGAGGAGGAAGGGGAGGAGGAGGAAGAGGAUGAUAAUCUUCCCACUGAUUAUCCACCUUGUCACACAGAUUCCUGUUACACACAGGAGACGGGUGAUGGUCGGAUGGAGGAGAGUGGAGGUCAUCCUGGAACCUGUGAUGAAGAGGAGAAGGCAGAAAAACACACUGACAGGGCAGAGGACCGGAGGGUAGAAAAAGAGACAGAGACGACAUGUCAAGAAAUGGGUCUGGAGAAAAAUCAAGAGGAUGAGAACAUGUUGGAAAACCCCAGUGAAGAGGAUGAAGAGGGAACAGCUGGUGAUGAAGAAGAGAAACAGGAAGGUGGCAGAGAGGAGGAUAGUGUCAUUUGUAGCAGAGAAGUUUGGGAGGAACUUGAGGAUGUGGUAUGUGAAGUGAUCGAGGAGGGGGAGAAGGCUCUGAUGGAGGGGGAGAGAGCUAGAGAGCAGGAGGAGCAGGAGGAGCAGGAGGAGCAGGAGGAACAGGAGAAGCAGGAGGAGCAGGAGGAGCAGGAGAAGCAGGAGGAGCAGGAGGAGCAGGAGGAGCAGGAGGCGCGGGAUGUGAAGGGAUCAGGAGAAAAAAGAGAAGAAGAGGAUGAAGGAGGAACAAACAAGACAGAAGGUAGAAUAGAGGUCGAGAAGCUCACAGAGAUGCACGGAGAGUCUGAGGAGAAAGAGACGAGUAAACUUCAGGUGAAGGAGGCAGCCAUUGAAGAGAGUCAGCAUCACGACAGAGAAGAUGAGGCCACAAGAGAGAAAGAAAACAGGACGAACGAUGAAGAGGCCGCUGAUGAGCAACGCAGAACAACUCCCAACGCCAGGUCUGAUGUCAAAACCCUCAAGUGUGAGGAGAGUGACAGAAGCCAAGGAGAAGGAGGCGGAGGAGGAGGAGGAGGAGGAGGAGGAGGAGGAGGAGGAGGAGGAGGAGGAGUUGGCAGGAAGCUGGUUAUCUCCCAACACCCAAAGGUUUACCAGGCGAGAGCUGUGCCAGUCGUGCCCCCAAAGCCUCAGCACUGCAGAUUCACCGCCAUGACCCUCCGGCAGCAGCAGCAGCAGCAUCACCACGAGCAGCACCACCAGCACCACCAGCAGCACCAGCACCAGCAGCAGCAGCAGCAGCAGCAGCAUCACCACCAGCAGCACCAGCAGCACCAGCAGCACCAGCACCAGCAGCAGCAGCAGCCACUGCAGAGAGAGCAGGGAGGUGCAGAUGGAGGAGGAGAAAACCCCCCGAGAGUCCAGCCGGAGCAGGAGAGGGUCAUUGCAGGGGAGCAGGGGAAGGACGGAGCCAGGAGGGAGAUGGAGAUGAGGAAGGACGGGGAGGACACGAGCAGAAACAGUCCCGUCAGCAUGUGUUUCGAUGAGGCCGUCGCCAUUGCAACCAUGAGGCGAGGGAAGGAGAGGGGGAGCGAGAAGGAGAGGUCGAGGGACCGGGGGGGCGAAGUGCUCUGAGCCAGUAUCGAGAUUUAAACAGAUUUUUACGGUUUUCUUUUUCUUUUUACAUACGACAUAAAAGUUUGUCUCGUUCUUUUACUGAAUUCUGUUUAUUUCAGUACAAAUUACAACAACUGUAUUGACUGUCAGAUGAUGUUUGAGUUGUGUUUCUGACACAAACUAACUUUGAUGUGCAGCCGGAAAACUUGUAGGUGUUUUAAAUAUUGGGGAAUGAGAUGGGGGCGGGGGAGGUCCCUGACUGGACUCAAUUUAGAACUGAUGCAAUUAUAUGGUAGGAAUAAUUGAAAAACUGCAGUUACCUGAUAGUGCCUUAAACAAAAUAUAGAAACUUGUAGAAAACACGAAUGAGACAGGAUUAAAGCUGAAGUUUUGCCAUAACAAGUUAGAUAUGAAAUAUUAUUCAAACCAUCUGGAUAAAUUGUUAUUUUUUUAAUAUAUUUAAAUACCAAAUUUUCAUAGAGUCUUUGGAAAACAGAACAUUGCAACAUUGGAUAACUCGAAUUAGAUCAGAAUAAAAUAUUUGAAACUUAAAUCUAACUCUUGUUAGCACUAGUUAUCUAAUUAUACAAUACUUUGUAAUUAUAUAAAGUAUAUGUAUAUAUACAGUAUAUCUAUAUUUAUGUAUACUGUAUUUGUAUAAAGAAAAUGCCAGAAAGUUAAAUGGUAAAUUUGAAAGAGUGGGGAUAAUGGAUGGAAUGUAUCAUUUAAGAUAAAUAUGAUGUCUGAGGAAAUGUGUUUGGAUUAUGUGAAUAAAAUGAUGUUUUCAA